AUGUCCGCGAUCGCGACCGUGCUGUUCUCCGUGUACUGCCAGGACGCGUCCUGCGUGCGGCGCAGGAAGUCCGUCAGCGACAGGCGCGGGUCCACGUCGGACCGCAUCGGCACAAAGUUCGCGCAGGAUGGAGACGGUCACGCCGUGCGCGCGGCUGUACUGGUCCAGCUGGGCGUGUUCACCUCACGCCGCGCCGUGGCCACGGGGAUCACGGCGUCCGGUGGCAGCAUUGGCGCGGUGAUCUACCCGAUCAUGUUCCACAAACUAAUCGGCCCGGUGGGGUUCGGGUGGACGACGCGCAUCAUCGGGUUCGUCGCGCUAGCCGGGCUGGCCAUCUCGUUGGCGGUGCUCAAGCGGCGCCUGCCGCCGCCGGCGCAGAGCCGAAGCCUGGUCGACGUCACGGCGCUCAAGGAGCCGCCGUUCCUCGUGUUUGCCUUUGGCCUGUUCUUCAGCUUUGUGGGGCUCUACUUCCCCUUCUUCUACCUGCAGAGCUUCUUCACCUACUACCUGCACAAUGACAGCAGCCUGGCCUUCUAUAUCUUCGCCGUGCUCAACGCCGCCUCCGUGCUGGGCCGCAUCACCCCAGGUCUCCUGGCGGACCGCAUCGGGGGGCUGAACACCCUGGUGCCCAUCAGUCUGCUGGCCAGCAUCCUGGCCUUUGUGUGGAUCGCCAUCCAGAACGAGGGUGGCACCAUCGUCUUCACCUUACUGUACGGCUACGCCUCUGGGGCGAUCGUCUCCCUGCCGCCCUCGAUCCUGACGCGCAUGUCGCCGACCCUGGGCGUGGUGGGCACGCGCCUGGGCAUGAUCUUCAUGUUCGCUGGCUGCGGGUUUCUGAUCGGCACGCCGAUCGCCUCGCUGCUGCUGAACCUGGAGGAAGGAUCCUUCUGGAAGGCUCAGCUUUUCAAUGCUAUGUUCGUCGCCGCCGGAACCAUCUGCUUCGCCAUCGUGCGGCUGAUGCUGUGGCGGCAGGGCGGAGGCUGGAAGAUUUGAAGGGGGUGUAGGUGGAUUGCAUAAGCCAACCUCAUAGAUUCAAUUCUCUACGGUGGCUUUGCAUCUGAGACAACUGUUGUGGUUGGUUGUGGGUGAUCAGCCUAUUGCAUCUAUAGACUAAGUAGAGACGAAACUCCAUGCAAGCUGGAGGGAGCCGGGAGGAGCCGCCAGUGCUUCUGACACACGAGAGCGACAAGGCAGCUGCCUGCAGUCAAACUGGUUUAGAAAAAAGAGCUAAGUAUGAUAUCACUUGAUCAUGCUUUGUGAUUGAAGACAUUAUUCAAAGUACGAGGAAAGUACAGUGAACUUUUGGC
Molecule: messenger RNA, 1307 nt
Organism: Aspergillus brunneoviolaceus CBS 621.78
Lineage: Eukaryota; Fungi; Ascomycota; Eurotiomycetes; Eurotiales; Aspergillaceae
Product: MFS general substrate transporter
Exons: 2
Coding region: 1-993 (330 amino acids)
Biological process (GO): transmembrane transport
Cellular component (GO): fungal-type vacuole membrane
Molecular function (GO): transmembrane transporter activity
Source: RefSeq, a predicted model, not a curated record